GAUGGACGACAACAGCAGCUUGUACAACGCGUCUGAGCCGUACCGGCCGUACGUGGAGCGGCCGGAGACGUACAUAGUGCCGGCCAUCUUUGCGCUCAUCUUCCUCAUCGGCGUGAUCGGCAAUGGCACGCUGGUCGCCGUGUUCGUCCGGCAUAAGGCGAUGCGGAAUGUACCUAACACCUACAUCCUCUCCCUGGCGCUCGCCGAUCUGCUGGUCAUCAUCACGUGUGUGCCGUUCACAUCCAUCGUCUACACCCUGGAGUCCUGGCCCUGGGGAGCCACCGUCUGCAGGGUCUCCGAGGCAGCAAAGGAUGUCAGCAUCGGGGUGUCAGUGUUCACGCUGACAGCGCUGUCCGCUGACAGAUAUUUCGCGAUCGUGGAUCCGCUGAGGAAACUGCAUGCCACUGGUGGCAGCAAGCGCGCUACUCGCCUGACCGUGGCGACUGCUAUUGGUAUCUGGCUGCUGGCGGGCGCGCUGGCCGCCCCGGCAUACAUCGGCUCCUACCUUCGGGCCUUCGUCGUCAAUCCUACCACACAGUUCCUCGUCUGCUACCCUUACCCGGUGGAAUGGGGGGAGAACUACGCGCGGACCAUGGUGCUAAUCCGCUUCAUCGUGUACUACUCCCUACCGCUGACCGUCAUAGCGCUGUUCUACAUCCUGAUGGCUCGCCACCUGGUGCUCAGCACGCAGAACAUGCCGGGCGAGAUGCAGGGGACGCAGCGACAGAUGCGAGCUCGUCGGAAAGUGGCGUUGACAGUGCUGGCUUUUGUCCUCGUGUUCGCGGCCUGCUUCCUGCCCUCGCACGUCUUCAUGCUGUGGUUCUAUUAUUGUCCAACAGCUCAAGAAGACUACAAUCCGUUCUGGCAUGCAUUGAGGAUCAUCGGCUUCUGCUUCUCCUUCCUCAACAGCUGCGUUAACCCCAUCGCGCUCUACUGCACCAGCGGCAUCUUCAGGAAGCACUUCAAUAGGUACCUGCUCUGCCGCAGCGGGUCGGCGCAUGGGCCGCGGGGCUCCCUCUCCAUAUCCACGUCCAGAAGAAUCACUUCUAGCAGGAAGACCAACAUCAGCAUGGUGCCGAGAACGACUAGUGUUGCGCGCGACAGCAGCAUUCGGCUUUUAAACGGCUCGUCGAAGCUUUGAGGAAGGGACACGCCGCAUUCCGUCGGCCGACCCAAGGACUACAACACUAUCUUCCUGGCACCAUUUCCAAAAUGCUGCGAGAACGACGGGAACCCAGAGACGAAGGAGGCAGAGAGCUUCUUCAUACCACUCGAGAGUUACCGUGGUUAGUGUGAUACAAACUAUGCUAUUAUAAGUAAUUAUAAGGUUGAUUAUAAGUCGUUAUAAGAACGAUAAGUAACUUAUAUAUAGAUUAAGUCUGAGCCCCUUACUAAUAGAAAUGAUUACACGGAGCAUUACUGUAAGGGCUAAAACUUACCGCGACGUCAUCGCGACGUAGCCAGAGACGAUACCAUGGCAACGUCCAAGCAACGUCUGGCGUCUCUACG
Messenger RNA from Aricia agestis (brown argus), 1509 nucleotides. It is a transcript of the gene NGR-A15, whose product is annotated as neuropeptide CCHamide-1 receptor-like. Gene Ontology annotation, molecular function: G protein-coupled peptide receptor activity. NCBI's taxonomy places the organism in Eukaryota, Metazoa, Arthropoda, Insecta, Lepidoptera, Lycaenidae. The record is from RefSeq and is a predicted model, not a curated record. The coding region runs from base 2 to 1141 and encodes 379 amino acids. The transcript is spliced from 8 exons. Gene Ontology annotation, biological process: G protein-coupled receptor signaling pathway. Gene Ontology annotation, cellular component: membrane.